Dermacentor albipictus is the source of this 1633-nucleotide messenger RNA. RefSeq lists its product as uncharacterized. The record is from RefSeq and is a predicted model, not a curated record. Lineage: Eukaryota; Metazoa; Arthropoda; Arachnida; Ixodida; Ixodidae.
CAAGCAAGCGACAAAGACAAACCUUAGGAGUAGCAGCAGGGGCAGCACGCCCCUCGCGAAGUGCGAAGGGGGUGUAGUAUAGUGAGUAGACAAAAAGCAAGCCCGCCGUUGAUCCACUUUGGCGAUGAUCGCUGGCCAGGUCCGGCUAAUCCCUUCCCACACGCUGCGAGCGUCUUGGCAGUGGCCGUCGUCCCCGCGCCGACGGUGAAGCCGGCGACACAAUAUCAGGAAUGAAGCAUAGAUCCCAUCCGCGGACCGGUCUCCCGUAUGUCGCAUGGCUCUCUCGCAACCCCGAAAAUUGAUUUUCAUUUGGCUCCGCGGGCCAUCCACGCAUCAGGCCCCGGCUGCGUGAUCUGCAGAGGCGCCGAGGCCUAAAUGGGAUCACACAAGUUGCCCGUCGCUGCUGUAUAGCGGGGGCAAGGGGGCGGCCUAACGGUCUUUGGCGUACCACUUCUCCGGUGCUGUUCGGUGCGUAUAUAAAGGCGCGAUGGUCGUGGUGGCAAGGCCUCGUACGCUGUCCGCUGCUGAGCACGACAGCGCACCCAGAAACGUUGUGUCGUACCCGCUCUGUGGUCACGUCUUCAUAACGCUGUGGGUGUAGGAUACGAAGACAGUCGCAGGUCGACGGAAGCACGGAGGUCUGUGCAGACAGGGCGCGUGAAAGGGCAGAAGCUCGAAGGGUAACCACUGCUGUAUCACUGACUGCGUCAACCAGUUCUAACGGCAGAGAUGCGGCUUACGAUAGUCUGGGCAUCCUGCGUCCAGCUGCUACUGGCCUAUGUCAUCUUCGCUGCAGCCGGUCACGAGUCCUUCUACGACGAAGACUCGUGGUCCCUGGCAGGUGGUCGUUGGGGUGAGCUGCAGAAGCGGCAAGGCCUCAUACCCUUCCCUAGGGUCGGAAGGUCGGCAGCGGCCCACGAGCUCAAUCCGGAUGAUCUGAUCACGCUGGACACGGACUCCGCAACGUCUGGUAACUGGGCCUUCCUCCUGUUGCCCUACAAGCGUCGCAGCAACACCUUCACGCCUCGCAUUGGCCGUAAGCGCAGGUCGGUUGGCCGGCCCGAUGACGGCGUGCACAAGGAGGACAGUGGAUCAUCGCGUUCCCAUCAGGCGGCCUGGGCCGACCUCGACUGGUCCUACUCACCCUACUCCCGGCAGCUGGUACCCGUUAUCCGCAAUGGAAGGGGAACAUUCGUGCCCAGGCUAGGCAAGAGGAGGUCCAUAGGCUCCGGUUACGGCGAGGAAGUCGACUCUGGCUGGGACACCAGCCUCGAGGUGGCCUCGUUCAUGGACGACCCCAAGCGCGGCUCUUUCACGCCGCGCAUCGGGCGAGGCGCCUUCACUCCCAGGAUUGGCAGGACACCGUUCACACCGCGCAUAGGCCGCUCCACGGGUAGCCAGGACAAGAACUCGGACGCCGUGGGCGACGACAAGCCAACGCUUCGUUCGUCGUCCUCAUCAUCCGGUGUUCAGGGCAACGCCGUUUGAACGGCGAACCUCGAAGCACGCCUGUUCUCUUGCUUCCGCCCUGCAAUGGCACGUCCACGAAGAGGAGCUCCGUCUCUAAAACGGCUCCGACAUACGCUAGCCAUGCUGUUGGCGUGAACCAAAGUAAAAAUCGAAGGAAGGAAAA